Drosophila ananassae is the source of this 531-nucleotide messenger RNA. RefSeq names its product gonadal protein gdl-ORF39. The transcript is spliced from 2 exons. Lineage: Eukaryota; Metazoa; Arthropoda; Insecta; Diptera; Drosophilidae. Bases 1 to 117 code for a protein of 38 amino acids. The record is from RefSeq and is a predicted model, not a curated record.
AUGUGGAGCAUUCAACUCGUGGUGGCAGCACUGGUACUUCUGUGCUUGGUAGCACUGGCGAACAGCUGUUCUUGUGACAAACAUCAAAAAUUCGAGUGCGGAUGCACAAAACAUUAAAAUUUAUUAAAAUAUUGUUGUCAGCUUAUUUGUGCAUUGUCGGAUCAUUAUCCCAGUUUACAAGUAAUAUCACUGCAUCCACGGUGGCCACAUAAUCCCAGAGAGACACAAAGAUGGCAGAAAUAGCGACAACUAGCGAGGGGAGUUCCAACAGUAGCGAGGUGGAGCAACAUCAGCCUACCCCGGAGUUUCUACAGCGCAAAAUUUAUUUCCUGGUGGACCAACUUAGAAAAAUGCACGAGGAGCUGCCUGAGUAUUGAACCUCCAGACACGCAUAUCCUACGACUUACUCACAGAACUCGCCAACUGUGUCCUGAACGAGGGCAUUUUCGUAAUAGUUAAGGCUCUGAUGGAUUUGCAACACGAAACAGAAAGACAUCUCAUCAAAAUGCGACAGCAGGUGGAGAACGAGUA